Dromiciops gliroides (monito del monte) is the source of this 936-nucleotide messenger RNA. RefSeq names its product olfactory receptor 12D2-like. Gene Ontology annotation, cellular component: membrane. Gene Ontology annotation, molecular function: olfactory receptor activity; G protein-coupled receptor activity. The record is from RefSeq and is a predicted model, not a curated record. NCBI's taxonomy places the organism in Eukaryota, Metazoa, Chordata, Mammalia, Microbiotheria, Microbiotheriidae. Bases 1 to 936 code for a protein of 311 amino acids. The transcript has a single exon. Gene Ontology annotation, biological process: G protein-coupled receptor signaling pathway.
AUGACUAACCAUACUUCAGUGAAUGAGUUCUUUCUUCUUGGAAUAACAGAUACUCAGGAACUUGAACUCUUCCUCUUUACCAUUUUCCUUAUCAUCUACAUCCUUACCCUCAUUGGGAAUGGUGCCAUCCUGGUGAUUGUCAUCUCUGAUCCUCGACUCCAUUCCCCCAUGUAUUUCUUCUUGGGUAACCUCUCUUGUCUGGACAUCUUAUACUCCACAGUAACCCUGCCUAAAGUGCUAGAUAACUUCUUCUCCAUCCACAAGACCAUUUCCUUUGUGGGCUGUAUUACUCAGCUCCAUUUCUUCCAUUUCCUUGGUAGCACAGAGGGCAUCCUUCUGGGUGUCAUGGCCUUUGACCGCUUUGUGGCUAUAUGUAAUCCACUCUGCUAUAUGCUUCUCAUGAACCACCAAGUGUGCCUCUAUUUGGCUGCUACAACCUGGAUCACUGGUUUCUCUUAUGCCUUGCUCCAUUCUAUUAUGACUUCCCGUUUGACAUUCUGUGGAUCAAACCACAUACGUCACUUCUUCUGUGACAUUAAGCCACUACUAGAACUGGCUUGUGGGAACACUAAGCUGAACCAAUGGAUGGUUGAAACAGUCACUGGGACCAUUGCCAUGGGCUCUUUCUUUGUUAUACUCCUUUCCUACUUCUACAUUAUAAGUUUUCUCCUUUUUAAGAGUCGGUCCUGUAGUAUGCUUCAGAAAGCACUGUCUACCUGUGCUUCCCACUUCAUGGUGGUAAUAUUGCUCUAUGUACCCGUUGCAUUCACUUAUAUUCAUCCCGCCUCAGACAGUUCCAUGGAUCAGGACCGAAUAGUGGCUAUCAUGUACAGUGUGGUCACUCCCAUCCUGAAUCCACUGAUCUAUACCUUGAGGAACAAAGAUGUGAAGGGAGCACUGAACAAAGUCAUAAGAAAGAAACUGUGGUCUAGAUGA